UACGGCAGCGCUGUCGAUUUACGACCAAGUUGUGUAGUGUUGUGUCAUGGUUGUCAUGUUACAUUCGUACACACUGACAGAUGUCCUUGAAAUGAUCCGGGCAACACUAUCGUUUUAAGGCGUCUCUAAACUCUAAUUGCAGUAGUUUUUGCUGCUUGGUGUUCAAUUUCUCCAGAGCGAAACAAUAUUGUUCCCCCGAAAGCGGACGUCAAAGAAAAACACAUGGCAUUUAGCUUCCUCAAGUAUGCGGUGCUUCUUCAGAAGUACAGAACUCCGUUGCUCGUGGCGAGCUGCGGUGGCAUCUUUGCGGCCAACAUGUUCUACCACGUAUUCCCUGACGUGUCGUACCGCCAGCUCUACCAGGCGUGGUACAAAGGGGAGCCAGUCACCCUUUCUGACAAGCUGGAGGACCUUUUCCAGCAGGUGCUAAAAGACUACAGCGGUAGCUCAUCCAAGAACUUCUCUGCCUUCGCCUCCUUUGGUUUUCAUCCAGUCAGUGCUGGUGUCCCAUGGCUCCCUGCAGGGGCCCAAAUUGGCAUCCCAGCGAACUUUAACAGCACGGACGAUGACCGCAGUGGCAUCACGAACCGGACUAUUUUCAUCAAUGGCAAAGCAGUGGAGUGGGACAGUGAGAUGGGCACGGCUCUCAAGGACUCCCUGGUGUUCUCCCUCCAAGCACAGAAAUUCGCCAUAGCGCGAGAGGUGGCACGUUUACAGUCAGGCGCACCCAUUGUGAGUGCUGCAGUUGCCCCCUUUUGCCUGGGUGGGGUUUGGGUGUACAGCGUGGUGCUGAAGCAAGUGUUCAGCCUUCACGCUGGACCCGCUUUGUUGCGUGGAGCCGUGAAUCUUGUUGCGCUGGGGCUUGGCGCCGUAUCCUACUUCCUCACCUUGGACGCUGUCACCCAGUGGUCCGAUUACUGGUCAGACCGGCGGGCCGCCGGGGUCUCCCGUGACUAUGCGAACGGCGGGGUGGAGUUUUAUGACAAGAUUCUGUCCAGAAACAAAACCCUGCGUGCACUCAUGGGAAAAAAAGGAGAAGAGAUGUAUGCGCCCAGUGGGAACUUGUUUCCCGCCAACAUCCUUCAACUGAAGCACACACCGUACACCUCAAGGAGGGAGGGCAUCCUCGCGCUAAUGAAAAGGGACAAGAUUUAAAGUUACUGUAGUUACUGCAACAGCCCCCACCCACACACACACACACACAUUUGACUAUUUUCCCAUUUAAUAUUAUUUUAAUAGGAAUUAUCUUAUUAGGUUAACAAAAUGUGCAUGAACCUACACACAUAAUUUCCUUACAAAUGCCAGCAAUCAACUGAAAAUGGCCAAUUACUGGCGACUGCAGUGCUUAUUUCCGAUUUGAGGUUCGGCAGUGAAAUGACAGCUUGUAAGUGCUGCAGUGCACACCACUACUCUCUUCAAACAUGAAUUAAACCUUGUAUGAGAAAAUAAUAGGACUAUGAGGAGAAUAUUUGCUGAAAGCAAGUGUGCCAUACCUCAUGGAAAAGAACACCAAGGCAAUAUAUAUGCUUUUUUUUUCUUCA
This is a messenger RNA of Hippocampus zosterae (dwarf seahorse), 1541 nucleotides long. It is a transcript of the gene tmem177, whose product is annotated as transmembrane protein 177. The transcript is spliced from 3 exons. The coding region runs from base 223 to 1155 and encodes 310 amino acids. NCBI's taxonomy places the organism in Eukaryota, Metazoa, Chordata, Actinopteri, Syngnathiformes, Syngnathidae. The record is from RefSeq and is a predicted model, not a curated record.